Messenger RNA from Macrobrachium nipponense, 1023 nucleotides. RefSeq names its product lactosylceramide 4-alpha-galactosyltransferase-like. The record is from RefSeq and is a predicted model, not a curated record. NCBI's taxonomy places the organism in Eukaryota, Metazoa, Arthropoda, Malacostraca, Decapoda, Palaemonidae. The transcript has 7 exons. Gene Ontology annotation, molecular function: hexosyltransferase activity. The coding region runs from base 1 to 1023 and encodes 340 amino acids. Gene Ontology annotation, biological process: glycosphingolipid biosynthetic process.
AUGGCCCUCUUCGUUCUCGCCAUGUUGGCCUUCAACAUAACAAUUCAUCGCAACAUCAACCGAAUGAUACACCUGCGGAAAGAGAUGGAGUCCCUGUCCAUCUCAAAUGGCCGGGACGAGAAGGAUCGACUCAAUAUCCGAGCACCCCGGUUUCAACGAGAGGAAUCCGAAUGGAAGAAGAGCGAAUUCAACAUUUUCCUGACGGAGACGUCCUGCAAUUCUAGGCCGAGGUACCGCGCCUGGUGUAGCGUCGAAAGCAUGGCCAAGCAAAACCCCAAAGCAACCGUGUGGUACGUGAUGACGUCACCGGAAGUGGACACCCAAGACGGCCUGGUUGAACGAUUGCUGGAGAAGUACGUCAACCUGAGGAUUGUCACUAUCAGCCUGGAGGAGGUCUUCAGGGGGACGCCCUUGAAGGAACUAUAUGAUUCUGGGGCCUGGUAUAUAGACACCAAAUGGCCAGCGGCUAACCUCGGCGACAUGAUGAGAAUGGCCCUGGUGUGGAACGCGGGUGGUUUCUACAGCGACACAGACAUCAUCUGCAUUGCACCCGUUACGGGACUGCGGAACGUCAUCGGGUUGGAGUCCUUCAAUUUGGUCAACGGCGCUGCUUUUCAUUUCGAAAAGCGCCACCCGAUACUCAACCAAUUCAUGGUCUACCUCAGCGCAAAUUUUGACCCUUACGAGUGGGGGAAGAACGGUCCGCAGGCGGUCUCUGCUGUGCUGAGGUUAGUUUGCAAGGACGACAUCCUCUCCCAGAACCUGAAAUGUCGAGACGUGAAGAUUCUGGGGUCUCAAGCCUUCUACCCAGUCCGCCCUUCUAUGCAGAAAGUUCUGUUCCACUGGUCCAGCGAAAAAGACAUGACAAGGAGAUUUCCGAAAUCCUACACCAUCCACCUGUGGAAUAAGGACUCCAGCAAAGUGCCCAUUGUCAAGGAUUCGGGGUCAAUCGUUGACCUAGCCUCGGCGGCCUACUGUCCCAUGAGCAGGGAGGUAGCUACCAGAAAGUCACAUAUUUACUAA